Molecule: messenger RNA, 3792 nt
Organism: Lepisosteus oculatus (spotted gar)
Lineage: Eukaryota; Metazoa; Chordata; Actinopteri; Semionotiformes; Lepisosteidae
Gene: tango6
Product: transport and golgi organization 6 homolog (Drosophila)
Biological process (GO): protein secretion
Source: RefSeq, a predicted model, not a curated record
AGUGCGACGCGAAAGUGUUGUUGAUUUGCAUGGGACUCCUACCCACGUAACUUAACAGAGAUGUUGGUGAAACUCCUGGAGGCUCUUGAUAUUCUUAUUAAACCUGUUGCAGAGUCUGGCAUCAGCGAUGUGCAUACAACAGAAAAGGAGGCCUUGCUGAGAACUCUGCAGGCCAACAUUGUGCUUCUGGGUGAGAGGCUUCGCAGUGACCCUGCGUGCCAAGAGCUUGGCCGCCUCAGGUCUCAGGUGACAGAAGAGGCGAGCUGGUGUGAAAGCUCACAGGAUGUCACCUGGAACUUCGUGCUGGAGUGCCUGGUCCUUCUGCAGAGCCUCAAGCGCUGCCUCACCAAACUCUUGGAGUCAUUCAAUCCCACAAAGCCUAACUCGAGGACCCCUGAGGCUGCCCCUCCUUUGCCUCCUGAUGUCUUGAGCAUUGCGCAGCAGAAGACGGUUUGCUGCGCCUUGCAGUUUGUGGUCACCCUGGGCAUCUGCCCCUACCUUUUGCCCGGGGUUGGCGUCCCUCUAAGCCGGCGCUCUGCCUUCGGAGCGGCUGUGGAGAGCGCGCUGCAACGAGACGUCCCCCCCGACGGCACGCGCAGGCUGUUCGUGUCCUGCACCGCGCUGUUGGAGGUGGCUGAACUCUGCUCACUGGGCACCAUGCUCUUCACCCGUCACUUGGGUGAUAUCCUGGCUGGGCUGUGCCAGCUGGGAUAUUGCCCCAGCAGGUCUAAGGCCGAGCUGGCUGUUGUCACUGAGCAAGGAAAGGUAAUGUCGGGAGUUAGUAUGGAAGAACGCAGGAAUUGUAAAAGAGCACUACAGGGGCUUCUGGGAAAAGUUUACCAGCCAAUCAUCAUUAAGGAGCUCCUGAUCCUGCAAGGUGGCCCAAAACAAGCGAAGCAGAGUCCCGGAGGUGUCUCCAAGCAGGCCUUGGCGCAGGCUCCCGCUUGGCUAAGGCGCCUCUGUGGGCAGCUGCUUUCUGAGAGGCUCAUGCAGCCCAGUGGAGUUCAGGCCAUAGUCCGAGGGAUUCUAGAAGGAGCUGGAGCGGGGUCAGAUGGGGGAAGGGAAGCAGACUGGAGAAAGUGUGACACAGUGGCCAGGAUCCUGUCCACCUGCCCCCAGCAGUCUCUGUCUGCAGAUGAGUACUACAGACUGGUGUGCCCCCAGGUCCUGGAGCUUCUUCACAUGCAAGCUAAGCUGACAGCCUUGCAGUUCCAGCGUGUGGCGACCACCACAGUGCUCACCAUGGUCCAGGAGCAGCCCCAGCUUGCAGAGAAGUACCUCCUUGCCCACCUCCUGAACCCCCUGGUCAGCUGCCUGAGCCUCACAGACAAUAAUUGUGGCACACCAGUUGUGGAGGAGUCUGACCUGACCCGAUGCAUUGAAGAUAUUUAUAAGGUUUGUGUUGUUGGGAAUAGACCCCUUCCGGCUCUGAUGAUGUCCCUUGGAAGUGUUAUUCCUGUAAUUUUUUCUCUGUAUUGUUUUACCAAACAAAAUGCAUCUCAUUUACGCUCCCCUUGUCAUGAGAUCCUGCUGUGGUACUUCUCUAAAACGACGGACUCUGUCGUGGCAAUUUCUUCACUGAAGCAGCUGAGCGGUUUGAACAGGCAGCCGGGAAACGAGCCUCCUCUGUACCAGUUCUCUCCCGGGAGUGAAGGAGGAGCUGUGGUCGGCCUGCGAGAGCCUAUCUGCGAUGAAGACGAGGCCUUGUACGAGAAGGUGUCCUCUGAGCAGUGGCGAGUGGAGUGCUUCGUGGACCUGCUGGCCAGCCUACAGGACAGCAGUCUGCCUGGGGACUACUUCAUCGAGCUGCUGAAGGAGUUGACAACCUGGGUGGAGGAGGAAGAGGAAGAGGCCGCAUCCACAUUAAACAUGAGCCUCCUGGAGCUGGAGCAGUACCAAGAGCAACAAACAGCCAAACAAGAGCAGAAGCUCCUGAUAUUGCAGGUCCUGGCAGUUAUGUGUGAGAGACUCUCCCACACACUGCUGCGCAACCCAAUUCAGGUGGUGGAGUUCAUUGCCGCCAUGCUGCAGAGGGUCUGUGCCUGCCUGGACAGAGAAAUUGAGGGGACUGUGGAGACCCAGUCACUCAGCAUGGCCAUGGGGCUUGUGGCAACCAUGCUGGCUGGAGCUGCUACGCUGGAAUCGGAAGAUUACGCUGCAAUGAAAGUCCUGCUACCACUGUUACACCACGUAUCCCAGCAGCACCCUGAGCCGGUAGUCCAGGAGUUGGCUGCAGACCUGCGUGCCACCAUCGCCACUCACGGCGCCUUUUCCACAGAGGCCGUGCUCAGGGCAGCUCAGAGCGCCUCAGGCUCCACCGCGGGCAUCGCUGCCGACCGCGGCGGCCGCAGGGACAGACCCCCAGCGGGCGGGAGAGAGGCCGACACGGUGACGCGCUCAAGAGCACAGGGCUGCUCCGUGGUGACCACUGAGGUUGAGGAAUCGCCUGCAGGUGAGAAAAGUCCAACAGAUGGAGGCCGGAUCACAGGGACAGAGGGUGGGACAGCACAACAUGACCGACUCCCCUCGGAUCCUGCGGGCCAGCGAGGGUCCAGAAUCGGCCGCAGUGAUACCACUCCUUUACAGCCAAGCAAACCUUUCUCAGAGUGUCUUCUGGAAGCCUUCGAUCCAGAUGUUCCAACCAGAGCUCUUGCCUUAAGGACGUUGGCUCGCAUGAUUCAGGACAGAGAUUCCCAGGCCCUGGGUUUUCAGGAUAAAAUUCUCACAGUGUUUUUGGAGAAUUUGGAACACGAGGACUCCUUUGUGUAUCUAUCAGCAAUUCAAGGUCUAACGGUGCUGGCAGAUGUGUUUCCAGACCAGAUUUUACAGAGGCUGCUUGAUGAGUAUCGGGAAAGCCCUCCGGAGGUGAAGAAACAUCGCUCUCUUGAGACCAGACUGAAGGUUGGGGAAGUUCUGAUGAGGGCCAGCAGGGCGCUAGGUGACCUGACGUGCCAUUAUGCAGGUCCCCUGAUUCACGUUUUCCUGAGAGCGACGCGGGAUGAAGACAGCUCCAUCCGAGCCAGCAGUCUGUCGAACCUGGGUGAGCUGUCCCAGAGGCUCAACUUUGCUCUGGGGCCUUUGGUUCAUGAGUUGUGUUCGUGUUUAACUGCAAUCAUUAGGACAGAUGGGGAGGCCGAAGUGCGUAGAGCAGGUGUUCAUGUCAUUGCCCUUCUCCUGAGAGGACUGAGUAACAGGGCCACAGAGGUCCUGAAGGACGUGCUCCGGGAUCUGUACCGCACUCUGAAGUUCGUAGUGCAGAAUGACCGUGAUGAGGUCGCUGUCCUCCACGCCCAGCUGGCCCUGGAAGAGCUGGAUGAUGUCAUGCGGAGGUUCAUCUUCCCAGAGCAGAAACUGGAGAAGAAAAUUGUAGUUUUGCCGUAAAUAUCUGGACCACAUGCCGUCCUUUCGGAGCUGUUCGGAGCGGUUCUUCUUCUUGUGGCGAAGACUGUUGGUUGCCUGUGUCAUUUCCGGAGUUUCUUGGAAUGUGUUAGGAAGUUGAAGAGUCUAUGGUGUUUUUUUUUUCUUUUGCGGGGGUAAAAAAGGGAUUUCCCUAAACCAUUUUCCCCAGUGCUUGUGUGACUGCCAAGAGGCAAACUGACAUCUCCGCUUCCCUCAAUCUACCCCCAGACAAGCUACAGUACAGGGCUUUUCACAGUUUAGUCAGCAGGCUGAAACUAUCUCUCCACUUGCUUGUGUACAUAUAGGGUUUCAGAAAUUUUGGAAAACUGUGACAGGGUUGACAUCAGAAAAAAUGUUUUAUUAAUUUUAAUAAAAAAAUAUUCAGGAGUUUAA